AUGGCUGUCCGAUUCAACAUCAACAUCAACAUCCCUCCGGUCACCCGAUUCAUCCUUAUCCUCGUCCUCGUCCUCUCCUUCCUCCACACACUUGGACGGUACAGAAAGCUCCCAGGCAUCGAAAAUCCAGGCAGUGGGCCCACGCCCUUAGUCCCUUACCUUGCACUCGUUCCUGUCUUCGUCGUAUACUACCCGUGGACUUUGCUCACGACAACUUUUGUGGAACGAAGCAUCUUCUCCCUGCUCAUCAAUGGCGCAACAAUCUUGUUUGGGGGAAGGUACCUUGAGCGAGCAUGGGGCUCCAAGGAGUUCUUGAAGGUCGUUCUGGUCGCAGCGAUCGUUCCAAAUAUAAUCGCCGUGCUGACCUCCAUUAUUUGGGAGUUUAUCUCAGGCAAUCCAAAAAGACCGUGGACUCCAGUGUCUGGUGGAGUAACCUUGCAAGCAGCAUUCCUUGUCGCCUUUAAGCAACUAGUGCCGGAGCAUACUGUGGCCAUCUUCAAAGGCCUUGUCAAGAUGCGAGUCAAGCAUUUUCCAGCUGUUUUUCUGCUGAUCAACACGCUCAGUGGUCUGCUACUUGGAACAGAUACUGCAGCUAUAUUAGCCUGGGUGGGCUUGAUCACAGCAUGGACUUAUCUGCGCUUCUACAAGAGACAGCCUGAUCUUUCUGGCACUACAACUGGCGGUCAGAGCUCAAAAGGCGAUGCCAGCGAAACUUUUGCCUUUGCUGCUUUCUUUCCAGAUAAGGUUCAACCGCCCAUUGCAUUUGUUUGCGACCAGAUCUACAUCCUACUGAUCAACAUGCGCAUCUGUACUCCCUUCUCCAACGAAGACAUCGAAAGUGGCAACCAGCAGGCAGCCGCAAGAGGAGAAGCUGGACUCCCGAGCCUGCUCAACAGCGGAGGAAGGACCGGCAGGGGCACUGGAAAGAGAGAAGAAGCAGAGAGGAGGAGGGCACUCGCCUUGCAGGCCCUCGACCAAAGGCUUAGCGCCGCCAGUGCCAACAGACCAUCUACUCAACCGGUCUCGAUCGCUCCGACACCGAUGCAAGGCCACGAGCCGUUCGGCAAGACGGAGUAUGUGCCAGACGAGCCUGUUGAGACAUAA
Messenger RNA from Endocarpon pusillum Z07020, 1104 nucleotides. RefSeq lists its product as uncharacterized. The transcript has a single exon. Bases 1 to 1104 code for a protein of 367 amino acids. Gene Ontology annotation, cellular component: Golgi apparatus; membrane. Lineage: Eukaryota; Fungi; Ascomycota; Eurotiomycetes; Verrucariales; Verrucariaceae. Gene Ontology annotation, biological process: retrograde vesicle-mediated transport, Golgi to endoplasmic reticulum. The record is from RefSeq and is a predicted model, not a curated record.